AUGGUUGCCAUCAAUUUCUCCGAAGAAGAGGUGGAAGUGCUUAAGAGAUGGCGCGAGAUAGACGCCUUCCGUGUCCAGCUCGAGCUGACCAAGGACAAGCCGCCCUAUGCCUUCUACGACGGACCGCCGUUCGCAACCGGCCUCCCCCAUUACGGCCAUAUGCUCACCUCAACCAUCAAGGACGUCAUUCCCAGAUACUGGGCCAUGAAGGGGUACUUCGUCGAAUGCCGCUUCGGCUGGGACACUCAUGGCGUGCCAAUUGAUUAUGAGAUUGACAAGAGUCUUGGCAUCAAGGGAAAGCAGGCGAUUCUUGAGUAUGGCAUUGCCAACUACAACCGAGAAUGCGAGGCCAUUGUGAUGCGAUACGCGGCCGAGUGGAGAACCAUGAUUGAAAGACUUGGUCGCUGGGUCGAUUUUGAUAACGACUACAAGACCAUGGACAAGAACUUCAUGGAGACGUGUUGGUGGGUCUUCAAGCAACUUCAUGAGAAGGGCGCCGUAUACCGUGGCUUCAAGGUCAUGCCGUACUCGACCGCCCUCACCACUCCCCUCAGCAACAAUGAAGCCCAGGAAAAUUACAAAAUGGUGCAAGAUCCGGCCAUCGUUGUCACCUUUCCCCUCGUCGAUGACCCAAAGACGUGUCUGCUUGCUUGGACAACGACUCCUUGGACGCUUCCCGCUCACACAAGUAUCGCGGCGAACCCCGAUUUUGAGUACGUCAAGAUCUACGACGAGAAGGCAGACAUGAACUACAUCCUGCUAGAGUCGCUCAUCGGAACUCUAUACAAGAAGCCUGAGAAGGAAAAGUACACGAUCGUUGCCCGCUACAAGGGCUCGGAUAUGCUGGGCUGGAAAUACGAGCCCCCCUUCCGCUACUUCUACGACCAAUUCAAGGACUACGGUUUCCGUGUCAACAACGACAGUUACGUGACAGCUACUAGUGGCGUGGGCUUGGUUCACCAGGCUCCAGCUUUCGGCGAAGAAGACUUUGCAGUUGCGACCAGGACAGGCAUCAUCACUAUCGAGAGGCCACCCAACAAUCCAGUUGAUGACAAGGGAUGUUUUACCUCCGAGGUAACAGAUUUCGCUGGCCAGUAUGUCAAGGAUGCAGACAAGCGCAUUGUCAAACAUCUCCAGGAGCAAGGUCGGCUCGUUGUCUCGCCCAUCAUCCCACAGAUGCUAGAGCAGAUCGAACAGACCUACUGGGUCCCUAGCGUCGUCCGAGAGAAACGGUUCGCCAACUGGAUCGCCAAUGCCCGAGAUUGGGCCGUGUCCCGUAACCGGUAUUGGGGCACUCCCCUGCCCUUGUGGGUGAGCGACGAGGAUGAAGAGGUUGUCUGCCGGCUACAACGGCACACCACGGACCUACAUCGACACAACAUUGACCACAUUACCAUCCCCAGCAAACAAGGAAAGGGAAUUCUUCGCCGUGUCGAGGAAGUCUUCGACUGCUGGUUCGAGUCGGGAAGUAUGCCGUAUAGUUCUCAACACUACCCAUUCGAGAAUAAGGAAGAAUUCGAGAGACGCUUCCCCGCCGACUUCAUUGGAGAAGGUCUCGAUCAGACCCGUGGAUGGUUCUAUACUCUCCUUGUCCUGGGAAUCUACCUCUUUGGGGUCUACCCGUUCAAGAAAUGCGUCGUGAAUGGUAUGGUUCUGGCCGAAGAUGGGAAGAAAAUGUCGAAGCGCCUCAAGAACUAUCCAGACCCUAGCAUCGUCAUCCAGCGGUACGGUUGCGAUGCUAUCCGCCUGUACCUCAUCAACUCUCCCGUGGUGCGCGGGGAGCACUUGAACUUCAAGGAGUCCGGGGUCAAAGAAGUGGUGCAGAAGGUACUCCUACCACUCUGGAACAGCUAUAGAUUCUUCGAAGAUCAGGUUCUCCUGUUGCGCAAAAAGGAGGGCAUCGACUUCAAGUUCUCACAGGACAAGGCCGCUUCGUCCGAAAGUGUCCUGGAUCAUUGGAUCAUGGCCACCUGUCAGUCUUUCUUGAAGACAAUCAACGAGGAGAUGGCUGUCCCAAGACUGCUUGAGCUCAUUGACUCCACAACCAACUGGUACAUUCGUUUAAACCGCCAGCGGCUCAAGGGAGACCGGGGAACCGAUGAGGCUGUCAUCACGUUGAACACGUUUUUUGCUCCAUUCAUGCCGUUUUUGGCUGACAAGUUAUGGCUGCACCUCCAAGAAUACAUGCCGCGGGAACUCCUUAUCGGCGACGUCCGCUCCGUCCAUUUCUUGCCCUUCCCCGAACCCCGCUCGGAGCUUUCAGAUGAAGUCGUCGAGCGUCGUUUUGCUCGCAUGCAAAAGGUUAUCGAGCUCGGUCGAGUCUGUCGCGAAAAAGAGCCCGCCGUCAGUCUCAAGCAAGCUCUCAAGACUCUGACGGUACUGCAUCCCGACCAGGAAUACCUCGAUGACGUUGCCUCACUUGCCGACUAUAUCAAGGAUGAGCUGUCCAUCGUCUCGCUCGUCCUCAGCUCGGAUGAGUCUCGCUACGGCGUCCAGUAUCGCUGCGCGGCGAACUGGGCUACCUUUGGCAAGAAGUUCCGCAAGGAUGCCAAGAAGGUUGCCGAAGGACUAGCGGGAUUGUCGAGUACCCAAGUCAAACAGCUGAUGCACGACAAUGCCGUCAAGAUUGCUGGAUUUGAGGUCCUGGCGGACGAUGUCGUUAUCAAGCGUGAAAUUGCCUCUGAUGUCGAAGGUUCUGGAGGAACCGAGAUUGGCGCCCACGGCGACGUGCUCAUCCUUCUCGACAAGACCAUUUACCCAGAGCUGAUAGGCCUCCGCCUCACUCGCGAGAUUGCCAGUCGAGUUCAGAAGCUGAGGAAGAAGGCCGCAUUGGUCCCUACCGACGAAGUCCUCAUUGAAUACACGGUCCUCAGUGAUCCGGAUGACGUCGGAAUCGAGGACGCUCUUGCCACGCAAACCGGCAUCAUGGAAAGGAUGGCGAGACUGCGGAUGGAAAAACACAAAAGCACGUCUGAGAGAGCUGAAGAUACUGCUGGCACAAAGGCCGGCGACGUCAUAAUCGAAGAAGUGCAAGAAGUUCAAGGUGCCUUGUUCUCCUUGAGACUUUCGAUGGCUUGA
Ilyonectria robusta is the source of this 3078-nucleotide messenger RNA. RefSeq names its product isoleucyl-tRNA synthetase,cytoplasmic. The transcript has 7 exons. Lineage: Eukaryota; Fungi; Ascomycota; Sordariomycetes; Hypocreales; Nectriaceae. The coding region runs from base 1 to 3078 and encodes 1025 amino acids. Gene Ontology annotation, molecular function: tRNA binding; aminoacyl-tRNA deacylase activity; ATP binding. The record is from RefSeq and is a predicted model, not a curated record. Gene Ontology annotation, biological process: isoleucyl-tRNA aminoacylation.